This is a messenger RNA of Plutella xylostella (diamondback moth), 1336 nucleotides long. RefSeq lists its product as uncharacterized. The record is from RefSeq and is a predicted model, not a curated record. NCBI's taxonomy places the organism in Eukaryota, Metazoa, Arthropoda, Insecta, Lepidoptera, Plutellidae.
AUGUGUACUGUCAUUCUUCUAGAUAAAAGAUAAAAUAAUACCACAAUAUUAUAAUCAACAAUCAACAAUAAUACAUUUUAUGUCCUAAUGACCUGGUAAUUUUGUUUCUCAUACGCAUCAAGAUGAAUACCGAACUUAAUGUGUAAAACCUAAAUAAAAACACCGUAAAAAUGCAGUUUACAUUAUUUUUUCUCCGUGAAUAAAACAAAACUUAAUGGACCCACAAAAGAAAUUCCAACAAGAAGCCAAAUACUAUGUUUAAAAAAGAAAUAAUAUUCUUUACCUAAACGGCGAACUUACAAACAGGACACAAACAAAACAAUUCAUUACCACACUAAUAUUAAGAGACGCUGCCUGUCACCUUGAUGGACCCGCAUUCGGCUUCGAACAAUCAGGACCCGAGCGUAAGGAAUCAGAACCAAUCAUUACUUCUGCGGCGGAUAAUAAAGAUGGUAACGGCGCUGAUGUUUGAUUAAAAACUUAAACCAAUUCCAUAGUACACUAGCACCAAAUCCACAUUAGUAAGUACUUAAUAUAAAUUUAAAAAAAAUACAAAAUCAUUUACACUAAAAAUGGUGACUUUAUCGAAGUUAACGAAUAAACUGACAAUGAAAAGAUCUCUUCACAAGUCAAAAUUAAAAGAAGCUGUGAAACAAGCAAUGCUAGCUCAGAGCGAUAUUCCAAAAAAGACUAGUGGGUUUGAUUUUAACAAUUUCAAACGAGGCAUGGAAAAGGUGACUCAGAAAUUAGCAAUGAAGAGCAGCAGAAGUGGGAUAAACAUUGAGGUGGCAAAAGAAGCAAAAGUUGUGGCAUACUUACCAUGCCAUGAAUGUGGCAAAUUCAAGGCUAAAAAGUACGACGAAACCACAUGGACUCAUGAGAAUAAAGGGAUCGAGUGCGUUUUGAGUUUGUCUCAAGUUUCUCCAGAUGAGCCCUUCUUGCUUUACAUAGAGUCAUCUCCGCAAGGGCCAAACUUCAAACCACAUUUCAUGUUGGCAGGAAAGUACAAAGAGUUUGAGCGACCAACCAUAAAGAUAGAAAAACCACCACCGAAACCUAAGCCAGAGAUGAUUAGCACAAUUUCGGAACCACUGUUCAAGGAUCCAAAGGAGUCAAUGCCAACGCCAACGUUUGUUGACAAGACAUUGAGUCCAUUUAACUUCCAGAAAGUUGUGUAUGCUAAACAGUAUGAGUUCUGAUGUCCGUCUGUUCUGUUUUCUUCGGUCUUCUAUCAAAAAUAUUGUAAGUAAUAGUUAUUCAGUUUGUAAUAGGUUCAAACUUUACUGUUAGUAAUAUAGUUCAAAAUACGAUAACAAUAAACCAUUUUGUAAAAUUC